Molecule: messenger RNA, 2664 nt
Organism: Caenorhabditis elegans
Lineage: Eukaryota; Metazoa; Nematoda; Chromadorea; Rhabditida; Rhabditidae
Gene: mat-1
Product: Cell division cycle protein 27 homolog
Exons: 11
Coding region: 15-2387 (790 amino acids)
Biological process (GO): protein ubiquitination
Cellular component (GO): nucleus
Source: RefSeq, marked reviewed
AGGUCGCGAAGAGAAUGAAAGAAUCAGCUGCGUCUGUAGCUGUGCGGCCUCAAUUGAGAGAGGUGUUCGAGCGUUUUCCAGCGGACGCACACCGAACAAUUGAAGAUGAGAUUCAUGAAAUGAUGAAGUGUUACGCUUUUGAUGAUGCUAUUUUUCUAGCCGAGCUUCAUUACGAAACCGAUAAAAGCAACAACUCCGAAUCUCUUCUUCUAUACGCUGAUUGUCUGUAUAGAGCCAAUAAGAAAGAGGAAUGUUAUGGUCUCCUUAGUUCAGUUAAAUUGAGCGGAGCUAGACUCUUCUAUCUACUUGCAAGGGUAUCCUACGAUUUAAAUAAAAUCGAUGACUGUAGAGGAGCUCUUUUCGAACAUGACGAUGGAGUGAUACGGAAAGAUAUCCUGGAAGAGCCACGGGUUGCAUCACAUGCUAAUUUGCUUCAUGCUCAAAUGCUUUGCGAUGAAAGUUACAUGGAUCUGGCUUUAGAAUCUUGUCAAAAGUCUCUGGAUGAGAAUAUUUUGUUGUGGUCAGCUAUCAUAACUUAUUUACGGUUUGGAGGUCAUGAUCUCGCCCAUACUUUUGAAAAACAUCACCGAAAAUCAAAUGGUCUAUACCUGGAUAGUCCAGCUUCGAGUUUGAAAUCCGAAACACCAUCACCAAAUGUUCCUGGGCCGUCGUCUUCUUCAGCUGCCAGCACUGCUGAACCUUCCAGACUGGAAAGUUCGGUCAGACGAUCUACACGCGGUACGAUUGCUUCGGCGAAUCGCGAGACAAGAAAUACCACAUCAAACAUCACUCCAAGACAAUCCACUCCUGGAUCCACACCUUCACGUAUUAAUCCAACUGCCCCGAGAAAAAGCUCCAGAAUCAGUGAAAUGACGACACGACGUACCGAAUCUUCAGUCACUGGAUCUCGAUCAUCGUUAUUCACAGAACCCGAGAGACCACACACGAGGGCUACACAUAGCUCUAGAAAUCGCGCAAAUGCUGCACUAAACAGCGAUACGGAGAAUUCGAAUGCAUCGAAUACGAGAACUCGGAGUGGAAUUGCAUCAGUUACCAGAGGGUCAUCGUCGUCCCAGAGGACCAAUCCUGUGCGUACUUCAAUCAGAAUUGCUGACGCCGCCGCUGCUGCAAACAAGACUGCCAAAACUCUGAGUCAAAGAAGACGAAAUGAAAAACAACCUUUGGUAUCCAGAAACUCAAAUCUUGCACGGAGUUUGUCGGGUUCUACCAAUUCUCUUCAGGUGGCAUCAACAGCUAGUGAGCGUCCAUCAGAAGAUGAGGUAUCCCAGAUCAAUCCUCCUCUCCCUUCUGUGGCUUCUUCUUUGAACAAUGAUGAACCUAUGGAUAUUGUCGAUGGAGUUUACGAUCCAGAAUACAAGAAAUUAUUUGAUGUUUAUCAACACAUUGCACUUAUUGAAGAGUCAAUCAGUACAUACAAUUGGAGAUCGGCUGAUGCUUUAUUCGCAAAACUCGAUAGAGAUAUCAUUCUUAACACGUCUAUGGUCCGUCUUCAGUUGGGAAGAGCUUGCUUCGAGCAAUCCGAAUACAGAGAGUGCCGGAACAUUCUCGAUGAUUUGCAUAAACGUAGAAAGUGGAAGGUUGACGGAACCGAGCUAUUGUCCACCUCAAUGUGGCACCUUCAAGAUACUCAUGCUCUUUCGGCUCUUUCUCAGAUUUUGACAACUGAAUCACGGGAACGGCCACAGAGUUGGUGUGCCGCUGGAAAUUGCUUCUCAUUACAAAGACAGCAUACUCAGGCAAUUGAAUGUAUGGAGAGGGCUAUUCAACUUGACAAACGAUUCGCCUACGCAUACACUUUAUUGGGGCAUGAGCUUAUCGUUCAGGAUGAACUUGACAAAGCUGCGGGAUCUUUCAGAUCAGCACUUCUCCUUUCUCCUCGCGAUUACCGUGCCUGGUAUGGUCUCGGGUUGGUUCACCUAAAGAAAGAGCAAAAUCUGACUGCACUGACCAAUAUCCAGAAGGCUGUUAAUAUUAAUCCAACGAAUCGUGCAAUGCUCUGCACACUGUCCCAAAUCGAGCAACAACGUGGACAAAUCGAUACUGCUCUCGUGCUGAUUGACAGGGCUCUCACUCUGAAUCCUCUUGAUGUGGCUUGCCGUUUCAAUAGAUCACGUCUCUUGUUUGAGGCGAAUCGAAAUGAAGAAUGUCUAGUGGAACUUGAUAAAUUGAAAGCUAGUUCGCCAGAUGAAGCAUUCAUUUUCCAUCUGCUUGCACGAGUUCACCGAAGAAUGGGAAAUACUCAUUUGGCUCUUCUUAAUUAUAGCUGGGCGGCUGAGCUGGAUCCACGUGGCGAGCAGAACAUCACUGACUCGAAUGUUAUCAAUCGCGAGGAAUACGAGGACGACGAGUACGGAUCGCCAGUAUAAUUUUCAUAACUCGUUCUACUUCUCGAUAGCUCAUCAUAGCCAAUUUCGUGCUAUAAUCGUCUUUUUUGGCGCGGGUUUUUCACUCGUCUUUUCUUUCUUUUUUACUUUUACUCUGUUCUAUACUAAUCGCGGAUAUAUAUAUAUAGUCUGUCGAAGAAAAUGCUUUGAGACUAUAAACUCAUUUUUUGUCAAAUUCUUAAAUUGUAAAGCAGGAACCCAUUUAUCUAUAUUCACAAGCUUUUCAAAAUUCGCCUUAUAAAUUAGAAUUUAAAUUAUA